AUUUGUGUCCACAAAAUCAAAAAACGCUAAAAACUAUUGAUUGGUUCAUCAAUUUCGUGAAUCACACCAACCGGUCAUAUAUCUGGUCAUAUCAUCUCUUCAUUUGUUUUGUGCUAUUUCUGUCACACAUCCAAAAUGGUUGAACAUAUCGACCAAUUAGUCGAAGACAACGAUAACAAUGACACCGACAAUAGCAACCAUGAAGUACAAGAAGUGCAGAAACGACUGCAACCAUCGGUGCAACCGAACAACGACUUCGAAUUUGAUGGGACAACAGUCCUAUGCCGAGUAUGUGGUGACAAAGCGAGUGGUUUUCAUUAUGGUGUUCACUCAUGUGAGGGCUGUAAGGGUUUCUUUAGACGGAGUAUUCAACAAAAGAUACAAUACAGGCCGUGUACCAAAAACCAACAGUGCUCUAUACUCAGAAUCAAUAGAAAUAGAUGCCAAUACUGUCGGCUCAAAAAAUGUAUUGCCGUCGGCAUGUCUAGAGAUGCUGUGAGGUUCGGUCGGGUCCCGAAACGGGAAAAGGCAAAGAUAUUGGCGGCAAUGCAAAAGGUCAACGCUUGCAGUCAACAGAAAGCUUUGUGUCUGGAGUUGGAGGACGAGAAUCGUCUCUUACAGACCAUCAUCAGAGCACAUGAAGAAACUUGUGAUUACACCAGAGAUAAGGUCACUCAGCUCAUAGAGAGGGCCACUACUCAACCCGUCUACGCUCACUGUCCGCCACAAAUGGCCUGUCCAUUGAAUCCAUCGCCACAACAUGUCAUUGACAACGGCGGCACAAAUCGUAUACUCGAAGAUUUCAGCGAAAGAUUUUCGCCAGCAAUCAGAGGUGUUGUCGAGUUUGCCAAACGUAUACCCGGUUUUGGUAUGUUAUCUCAGGACGACCAGGUGACACUACUCAAGGCGGGUGUGUUUGAAGUACUACUGGUGCGAUUGGCCUGUAUGUUUGACUCACACUCUAACUCAAUGAUAUGUUUGAAUGGUCUGGUUCUGAGACGUGAGGCCCUACACGCCGCCAGUAACGCCCGGUUCCUAUUGGACUCAAUGUUUGAUUUUGCCGAACGACUAAACUCUUUGCGUCUAACAGACCAAGAAAUCGGACUUUUCUGUGCCGUUGUUGUUAUUGCCGGCGAUCGUCCCGGUUUGCGAAACACCGAUUUGGUACACAAAAUAAACAGAAAACUUGAUGAUGUCCUACAAAAAGCUAUCUCAGCUGCACAUCCAGAAAAUCCCAAUUUAUUUAACGAACUGAAGAAAAAGAUACCCGACUUGAGGACACUUAAUACACUUCACUCGGAAAAAUUGUUGGCAUAUAAAAUGGAGCCGAGAAAUGGCCAGAAUGAACAUAAUGGCGAAAGUCAAACAAUCGGUUGUAACUAUUCAAACCUGUUUCCAGACCAGUGGACACAAUUGGCAAUGAUUGGCGCCGGACAUCCGGUCAAACAUUUGGACGAUGAAGCCAGUAGUGCUUCACCGGCUCAGACCAGUCAUCACGACUGGAGUGGUUCCGACUCGAAGGACGGACACGAGGGAUCAUUCGGUAGUCCGCGAUCUGUAAGCAGCAAUGGAUUGUCGUCCGAUGACGGUAUCAUUAGAUCCAAUUCAAUAUCGAGUGCCAAUAAGUCCAGUUAUGAGCCCGGACUCUAUCAGUCCCGACUACAAACACCGUAUCAACUCAAUCGGUGCCCGAAGAUGGCCAGCACUCCAUUAUCAUCGCAAAAUGAUUUAUCUCAUGAUAAUAACGGGAACUCCGAUGAAUGCUAUUAUCGUAUCGGUAGUCCAUUGAAAAAUGCAUUGACGGCCAACAUGGGAGCCAUGGGUUCCUUAGGGAACGGUAGUGCCAAUUAUAGCAAAAUACGACGCGUCGAUUCACCCACCGAUUCGGGUAUUGAGUCGGGUAAAGAACACUGCAAUGGAAGUACUCCUACGACAUCCGUGUGCUCUAGUCCUCGGUCGGCAAUGGAUGAUAAGGUCAAGGAUGUUAGCGACUCGGAGUCCAAUGAAAAACAUGAGACGAUCGAUGACAUGCCAAUGUUGAAGCGGGCACUACAGGCACCACCAUUGGUAAACACCAAUAAGCUUAUGGAUGAGGCCUAUCGUCACCAUAAGAAGUUCCGGGCUGCAGCCAGAAAGGACGAACAGCCACAUAGUCCUUCAACUACGAGUACCACUUAUUCGGGUCAAUCAAUUCAUGAACCAUUGACUACUUCUCACAGCACUUUACUGAAGACAUUGGAACAGCCGUCGAGAUAUUUGAAUGAACAACAGUUGAAGAGAACUGAUUUGAUUCAUAAUAUUAUUAUGCGAACAGAGGCCGCGUCGACCACAACCCCAACCAAUUGGAAACCUAUGCGACACUCGGACAUGACGUCCAACGGACAAAAUGGACAUUUAGCACACAGUCUGACUAACGGAAGCUAUAUGUAUCAUAACGUUCCUCACAAUUCAAACAAUAUAUCAAAUGGUUUCCAAACAACUUCACCAGUCGUUCAAUCGAAAGGUGUCUGUCCUCCCGGUCUCUACAUUCCAACGGGUGGUUAUCCGGCGAACUCAUGUCCCUAUUCUUCUGCACAAAACACAUCAACAAAUGCGAGAACAGCUAAAUCAAUGUCAUUAUCGGCACAGCAGUCAUCCAGAAUUGUUUACUCGACAUCAUUAGAGGUCCAGAAUCACCACAAUAAUGCUUACGUACAACACACUCGACGAUCUCCAUGUCCUUCGACAACAUCGCCAGCAGCACUAGUCAUCGGCUCAGCGCCGUCACCAUCACAUGCGUCGACCACUCCUCAUAUUGCCAGAGCCUGUGCUUCGGACUCAUCAAUAGCUGCAAUACUUGUCUCACAGAGCGCCGACUGUACAGACUCUCAGCCACUAAAUCUAUCGAAGAAGCCGUCGCCACCAAACUCUCCCACCGCUAACGCCAUCAAAAUUGAAUCAUAAUUUUCAUAAAACAAAAACUUCUUCAGUGGCUUUACAUUUCAAAAAUUGGAUUCAAUUCAAUACAUAAAUUUCAAAAUACAAAUCAAAGCUUUCCAUCAAUUUCUUGCGAUUCACAAGUUUUGAUGGUCUGCUCUAAAAACAUUGAUUAAUAUUAUAUAAUCGCAAUAAUAAUUAUUAUUAUUGAAACCAUAGCAUCACAUACUAUAUACAUACGAGUCUUAUAAGAUUCGUGUUUCCAUAAAAUUCAUAUUUCAAAAAAACACUUAUCUCUGUAUAUAUGAAACAAAAUUCAAUUUUCAAAACAAAGAUUCAAUUAUAAUAAUAAUUAUAUCUCUAAUUAGAUGUCUUAUGAAUACCCUAUAAGUUAAAUGAAUAGACAGUUAUUUUUCAUUGUUAGAAGUUUUUUAUGUAAUUGUAUUGUAUAUGAAAAUUAAUAUAUUUAUUAAUUAUUAGUCACUUGUGGUUAAUGUUUCCCUUUAUUAUAUUAUUUCAAUUGUUCCCCCAUUUCACAAAAAAACUCAUUAUUGAUGGUCUUUAAAAAAAAUA
Oppia nitens is the source of this 3489-nucleotide messenger RNA. Its product is annotated as nuclear hormone receptor E75-like. Gene Ontology annotation, biological process: positive regulation of transcription by RNA polymerase II; negative regulation of transcription by RNA polymerase II; cell differentiation. NCBI's taxonomy places the organism in Eukaryota, Metazoa, Arthropoda, Arachnida, Sarcoptiformes, Oppiidae. Gene Ontology annotation, molecular function: RNA polymerase II cis-regulatory region sequence-specific DNA binding; nuclear receptor activity; zinc ion binding. The transcript has 7 exons. The coding region runs from base 136 to 2943 and encodes 935 amino acids. The record is from RefSeq and is a predicted model, not a curated record.